AUGUGCAAGUCCAAGGGCUUUUUGGCAGUCGAUCCUGACAAUGUGGACGGCUACUCGAAUGUGAACGGCAAGGGCCUAACCGCCGCCGACCAGCUUGACUUCAACCGCUUCCUUGCAGGCGAGGCGCACAAGCAGGGCGUGGCCGUGGGGCUGAAGAAUGACAACGACCAGAUCGCGCAGCUGGUGGACGUGUUUGACUUUUUUGUCAACGAGCAAUGUCACGAGUUCGACGAAUGCGGUACGUACGCGCCCGCCAAGGCAGCCGGCAAGCCUGUCUACAAUAUUGAGUACUUAGCCAAAAACUUUGCGAAGGGCUGCCCUCAGCAGGCCGCCAUGGGCAUCCACACCUCCCUCAAGAACCAAAAGCUCAAGGCUCUGCCUUUCACGCGGUGUCCGAACAACCCGUGGCUCUCCCUCCCGCCGAGCCCAAAGCCCCUGCCCUCUCCAUCCUCGGUGCCCAACCUGGGCCCCAUCGCCACCUCCUCCUGGUGGCGGCCCAAGGCCUCCGACAACCUGGGGUGGCAGUACAUGACGUCAGCAGAGUUCAUCCCCGCCACAAUGUGGGUUUCCACUGCCAAGGUUUACGUCAUUGAUCUCUUCCUCAACAGCGCCGCCACCACAGCCGCCAUCGCAGCCAAGGGAGGCUACGCGGUCUGCCAAUUCAAUGCGGGGACCUAUGAGGAUGGGCAGCCGGACUCUGGCUUGUUCACUGCCGCAGACCACCCUAAAAAUAGCUGGCUGGAUAUAAGAGCAACAAAUGUGCGCUCCAUCAUGCAAAAGCGCCUGGAGCUGUGCAAGUCGAAGGGCUUUGUGGCGGCCGUGCCGGAAGGCCUGGACGCCUACAUCAACGACAACGGCAUGGGCCUCACUGCGGCCGAUCAGCUCAGCUACAACUCGUUCCUGGCGGACGCGGCACACAAGCUGGGCCUGGCUGCUGGGCUGAUGAAUGACCUCGGCCAAGUGAAGCAGCUGCUAUCCUCCUUUGACUUUUACAUCAACGAGUGA
This is a messenger RNA of Monoraphidium neglectum, 1005 nucleotides long. RefSeq lists its product as hypothetical. NCBI's taxonomy places the organism in Eukaryota, Viridiplantae, Chlorophyta, Chlorophyceae, Sphaeropleales, Selenastraceae. The coding region runs from base 1 to 1005 and encodes 334 amino acids. The record is from RefSeq and is a predicted model, not a curated record. The transcript is spliced from 4 exons.